AGUUUGGGAAAGAAUCCCAGGAAUUUGUUUCCUGUGAAAUUUGGCACGACGAGAGAACAUAACUGAGGGCCCAGCACAGAUUGCAUUCAACAAGUUGAGUUCCACCACGAUGGGCUCAUACAACAGUCCUCUUGAAGAUGGAGCGGGAACAAAGAUGAGGACACAGCGCUGGGUGUAGAGCGGGGAGAUUUUGUCAGGAAUUACCCGCUUCCCCAAAUCACUCAGGGCAGGCAAGACGCACAUUACGGGGUUUCAGUCAUGGCUGAACCCUUGCUAAAGCGGACCUUCUCUCGGCUGCGGGGAAAAGAUAGAUCUCGGCGGAAAACGGACCCCAAACUAAAUGGUAAAUACCUUCAGGGGACUAGUGAUGUCAUCCAGAGCUCUUCAUCUUCCUCGUUGUCAACGUUGAUGACAGCAGAGACCGAACCCCCGACCCCGCCCGCCGAGGAGACCAGCACCAGUCAACGGACUCAGAUAACAGUAGCCAAGAAACAGCAGUGGGCAAAACUGGCCUCCGUACCCAGAGAGCCAGCACCUCCCAGCACAGAGGGCGCUCACACACACGGCCUGGUCUACGGGGCAGGGGACUGGGAUAGCUGCUCAGGAAAGGCCCUGGCCUCUGCCCCGAAACAGGCCUGGAGCCAGAAGACUUUAGCAGAGGCAGGGCUGGACAGGAGGAGAUGUGGUGACCUUGACUGGGAGCUUCAGACACACUGUAGCACCUCCUCCCGUAACAUCCCGCCCCCUGUCCACACACCUGUCCCAGAGCUGACCAUGCCUGUAGGAGGGUACGCUGAUGAGUGUCUCUCCUCGUCCAGUACGCUGAAGUCCUCCGGGUCGGGGGCAUACCUCCAGACACUGGACAGGAGCAGCCGAGCCUGGGUGCUGUCCACAGGAAAGAGCCAGGCUGCAGAUGAGGCCUCCACGCGUCUAGGCCUUCUCCCCAACUGCCUCACUGAACUGAGGCAACGCACAGAAGGGGAGAACAACAUUUGGUACAACCCUAUUCCAGAGGAAGAGGAUAUAUUGCUCGGUAUUAGACGUUUAGGGGGAGCAGGGGGGGGGGGUGUCAGGUUGGACACAGAAAACCCUUGGAAACGGCGAGAGACGGAGGGGCUGUCGGACUACACAAAAGACUCCCAGGUGAGGAGCCAGCGGUGGGCAGGGUUAUUGGGAAGCACUGGUGGCAGUGGCGGGGCAUCACGGUUAGAGCGCCAUGCCACCCAGUGCCCGUCAGGCGGCUCCAGCCCGGGCAGUGCCCAUCGGACCAAAGACAUCACAGGAGACGGCUCAUUCUGUGGCACCAAGGACCGAGACAGUCCAGAUGUGAUUCAACAGGUUCAGUUUGAUGACCUGCGUUCUGCGGGGGCUGCAUUAGGGGGCGUCCCGGGAGCUGCGGGGGACGCCCCUCUCACCUCCGACAUCCCUGGGGCCCAGAAGAAAGGGGGCGGGGCGAGCAGCGUCAUGGACAGGAUCAAAUCCCCAGGAACGGUCCGGAAGUCCCUGUCCAUGAAGAUGAAAAAACUCCCCGAGCUCCGCCGCAAACUCAGCCUGCGCUCCUCCCGCUCCCACCGGCACGGAAAGGAUGGAGCGGGUGGAGGAGGAGGUGGGGACAGGGGUGGAGAUGGCACCUCACCACCCGACGUCCGCAAGGAGCAGUCCAACGAGGUGAUCAGCCGCUACCACUUGGACACAUCGGCCCCGGCCCGGCCACAGAGGCGCUCCUCCAGGGGGCGCUCCUCCAGGGCCGCCAGUAAGGGGGGCUACCUCAGCGACGGAGACUCGCCCGAGCUGCUCCCCAAACAGGGCCAGGGGCAACCCCCGUCCGCCCACAGCACCCCCCCUCCAGCCCCGCACUCCGGCCAGGAGGGGGUGGCCACGACCUCUGACCUGAGCUCGUUCCGCGUCUACCGGGUGUCUGAGCAGCCGCGCUGCGCCCAGCGGGUCUCCGGCCUGCUGACGGUGCACCUCGUCGGGGUGGAGGAGCUGCUGAGGUCCCCGAGACAGGACGCCAGCAAGGAGGUGUUCUGUGCCAUCCAGGUGGACGGGGUGACCAAGGCCAGGACCGGACUGCUGACCUCCCGGGGGGGCUGUCUGCCCCUCAACCACACCUUUAAUCUGGAGCUGGAGAGGGCCAGGGUGCUGAAGCUGGUGGUGCUCACACCUCAUCCGGGAGCUACGAAGGGCAGCGACUCCGGGGCAACCAGGAACCGGGUCUGCUGUCUGGGGGCCGUGUCUAUACCCCCUCUUUUCAAAGCCUCUCGCACCCAGCAGCUCUGCGUGAGCUUGGAGCCCCGGGGUCUGUUGUACGUUAAACUGACCCUGCUGGAGCAGUGGGACCCCCCGUCCCCCCGCCCGUGUGACCUCAACCCCCCCAAUGUGUUCGGAGUGGAGCUGUGCCACCUGGUGGACAAGGAGGACACUGCUGCCCCCAUUCCCCUGCUCAUCCAGAAGAGUGUGGCAGAGAUUGAGAAGAGAGGCCUGAGGGUGGUGGGUCUGUACCGUCUCUGUGGUUCAGCCGCUGUGAAGAAGGAGCUGAGGGAUGCGUUUGAGAGGGACAGCGCUGCCGUCACCCUAAACGAAGAGCUCUACCCAGACAUCAACGUCAUCACCGGCAUCUUGAAGGACUACCUGCGGGAGCUGCCGUCCCCCCUCAUCACAAGGACCCUGUAUGAGGUGGUUCUGGAGGCCAUGUCUCGGAGACCGCCGCCUCCCCGCACCUCCCCCGGCUCCUCCUCCCUCGGCAGGAGUGAGGCAGACGUCCAGCGCUCCAUGAGCACUGUGGCUCUGCUGCAAUGUCUGCCGGAGCCAGAGAGGGCCACCCUGUCCUUACUCCUGGACCAUCUGAGCCUCGUUGCGUCCUUCAGUGACUGUAACCGGAUGAACUGCCAGAACCUGUCUGUGUGUUUUGGCCCGGUGCUUCUGACCCCUACCCAGGAGUCCUGGAGGCCCGUUGCCCCGGGACAGGGGGGGCAGAGUGGAUGCGGGGGCAGCUCCGGGCGGGCGGGACGGAGCUUCACUCACAGUGAGGAAAUUGCCAGCGCUGUGGACUUCAAGAGACACAUCGAGGUCCUGCAUUACCUACUGCAGCUGUGGCCCAUUCCUCCAAACAGACUGACGGAUGGUCUUGACACUGCCAACCUCAUCCAACCCUCUUCCGGUUCAGACCCGCCCCCAUCCCCUCCUAGACCCACGCCCCAUAACCCUUUGCGGCGGCGCUGCCAGCGUGGACCGCCCCUGCGCCUGGACCUGCCGGGAGACGAGGUGGGUGUGGUGUCGCGGCGCGGGCGAGGCCGACUCGAGAGCCCUCCAUGCAACCGGUAUGCAGGUGACUGGAGCGUGUGCGGGCGGGACUUCCUGUCUGGAGGCGAAGCAGACUACGAUGAGGUGGCAGGGAGCGACAGUGACGAAGAGGUGGAGGUGAAGAAGGUGGAUUGGACUCCGUACGUAGACGACCUUGUCCUGGACUUUGACGCCCCAUUUACCUGCAGACUGAGUCUCAAAGACUUUGAUACAUUAAUAUCAGACCUGGAGAGAGAGCUAUCCAAACAGAUCAACAUCUGUCUCUGAAAGAGAGGGAAGGAACAUUAGUAUUUCAAUUUUUUUUAUAUAGGAAAAGACCAAAGACGACAAGCAGUGGUAUUUGCUUUAGCAAUGUCGAAGCGUGUUUAACUGUUCCAAAAUGUUUAAAAUUACUUCAUUCACGGUGUUAUCUUCUGAUUCAAAAUAAUUGCUUCAUUCAUGGUGUCAUCAUAUGAUUCUAAAUAAUUGCUUCAUUCAUGGUGUCAUCAUAUGAUUCUAAAAGCUGGUUCUUGUAAUCUCUACAAACAAGUGAUAACAUUAUAUUCUUUGAACAAGGACAUUCCACUUUGAGAGAAAAUAACAAGUUAAAAAAACACAAACAUCCUUGACAAUUCUUUGUUAAUAAAAUAUGGCUCUCCUUUUAAUUUUGGACUGUAAUAGAAGUAUUCGUUCCUUGAUGUUGUUAGUCAAAUGCUUGUGCCAAAAACAUUUAUUUAUUUCUCCCAAAGAAGUUGGAGGUCGGUUUUCUUUUUUAGAAGGAUUUGUUGAUGUAAUUCCUAUUAUUUAUUAUCUAAAUUUCAGUGAAAGAUGAAGUUAAUAUCUAAAUUAUAAUGUUGUUAUAAGGAUUUCGGACUAAUAGUGCAUUAAAAUAUUUGAUGAGAUAUCAGAAAAGAUAUUUUUGUUAAUCACAUUCAAUGUGCCUUUUGCACAUUGAAUGUAUGCACACGAAUCACUCCAUGCUGCCAAAAAUAAUCAAAUUCUUGGUUGAUAUUGAGACCAUAAUGUGAAUUUAUUAACUGAGUUGGAUUUAGACAAGCAUACACCUUGCAGCUAAAUUCACAAGUCAGACACACACACACACACACAUAUAUAUACAAGAUACACACUUUCUCUUAGGCAUAACAGUGUGUUUUUGCUGUGGGAUCAAAUUCUUUAUCACAUUCAUUCAUUAAUCUGUCAGCCUGACCAAAAAACCUAUUUUGAAACUGUAUUGCACUUCUGUACCAAGUAACAAUAUUGUAAUACUUUUAUAUUUUGUAAUGUUUUGUAAUAUUUUGCUGCUUACUUGUUCAUAAUGCAGUAUGCAUCAUUGUUGUGAUCUUUGUGCACGGUACAGAAACAUUUUACAGUAUUUUGCGAACUGUGAUUUUUUUGUGGGAUUUUUUUCAAGCCACAGAAGGAAUGAAAGGGCCAUAAUGGAGAGUUGCUUGCUCCGGUUUGUUUUGUACAACUUCAGUAUUUGUAUUGUGUAUUGUAUAACAGUAUUACAUGGUAUUGCGCAUCUACCAUAAGCACUUAAACGUUGUCCUAUGCAUAUCUGUAACCAUAUUCAAGUACACUAUUCUUGCUAUAAAUGUGCAGUAUUGUUUGCCAAACAGUGUUAUCAACCAAAAAAAAAUAAAGCACAAUUAUAUAUUUACAAA
Esox lucius (northern pike) is the source of this 4946-nucleotide messenger RNA. Its product is annotated as rho GTPase-activating protein SYDE1. Gene Ontology annotation, biological process: signal transduction. The record is from RefSeq and is a predicted model, not a curated record. The transcript is spliced from 9 exons. NCBI's taxonomy places the organism in Eukaryota, Metazoa, Chordata, Actinopteri, Esociformes, Esocidae. The coding region runs from base 259 to 3570 and encodes 1103 amino acids.